Podarcis muralis (Common wall lizard) is the source of this 848-nucleotide messenger RNA. It is a transcript of the gene INSL5, whose product is annotated as insulin like 5. The record is from RefSeq and is a predicted model, not a curated record. Gene Ontology annotation, cellular component: extracellular region. Gene Ontology annotation, biological process: positive regulation of feeding behavior. Gene Ontology annotation, molecular function: G protein-coupled receptor binding; hormone activity. NCBI's taxonomy places the organism in Eukaryota, Metazoa, Chordata, Lepidosauria, Squamata, Lacertidae.
UAGAUACUUUACAGCAAUAUUCCAUGAAAAAAGGAUGCGAUAUUUAAUGCCUAGCAGUCAAUUAUGCAACAACCAACCAUUAAGUGUGUUCAGAUACCGUUUCGACAAGAUGAAGGCUGCGGUGCUAGGGAUGCUUUUGCUCUCUCUCUUUAUGGCCAUUUCUGAAGUAGCAGCUGAAAAAAAACUCUGCGGGAGGGACCUUGUAAGAGCUGUCAUCUUUUCUUGCGGAGGGUCUCGCUGGAGGAGGCAGCUGACUCACUUUCCAAAAAGUCUCACAGGUCAAGAAAGCCACCUGCAUUCACCACUUGACACUAAUGACUCAACAGGUGCCAAUGAAAAGGUGAUCCAAAAGCCAGAAUACCUAAGCAAAGAAUUCAUCCAGUCCAGUUCUGAAGCUGAAGGAGAUCUGUGGGGCACGGAACAAAAGUCUAUACACAAAAGGAAUGAAGAUAUUAUGCGACUCAUAGACCUUUGCUGUCAGGUCGGCUGCAGCGACAGCACUAUAAGUUUACUAUGCAUAUAAAUUCUGCCGUCCAGUCAGCGCUUUAUAUGCAUAUUCACUGUGCUGAAAAUGUAUCAGACAGCGGCAUGUAUGCUAUUUCAUAGCUAACAAUACAUCAGAAACAUCUAGAAAUAGGUAUUUUUGAUAUCCGACUUUGUAGUUCCGAGCUCUGAAGUACUUCCUAAGUGCCAUUCCAUUUGGGAUACUGUACAAAUUGAGAAACGGUCUUUUAACAUCUGUAUUUCAAACAGCUCUCUUUUUUGUAGUUCCUGCUUUCACAAUAAAUUUGCAGUUCACAACAUGGCUUCUGCUGUUUCUUCUUGCCAGUGCAGUGCUAGGCUUGGAA